UCCCAGGAGAAGGAUCUGGGUGGUAACACCCUCUGCCUUCUUUAUCAGUAUAGAAGCCGGGCUCCCUCCAGCCCCAGCUUAGAAUACACUAACUCUAUGGUCAAAUUAGCCUAGAAGCUAUCAGCGUGAGCAUCUCUUUAGGGAGAAGCGUGCAGCUGCGCAUGCUCAGCGAGGGACGCAGGAAACAUGGCGGAACCUGAGCCGAGAAGAAAGAUCCCUUUGGUUCCAGAGAACCUCCUGAAGAAGAGGAAAGCUUACCAAGCACUCAAAGCAACUCAGGCUAAGCAAGCACUUUUGGAAAAGAGGAAGCAAAAGAAAGGGAGCCAGCUCAAAUUCAGGCGGCUGGAAUCAUUCGUCCAUGAGUCCCAUCGGAUCGUCCGUGAUAUAGCUCGUCUCAGACGCCUGGAUUCAAAGCCUGGGUGCUAUGUGCUGAAGGAUUCGCAUCGUCUGGCCUUUGUGGUCCGUAUGGAGAGGAUUAAUGGAGUGAGUAACCAGGUGACAAAGACUAUAGAGGAACUUCGUCUGAAGAAAAUUUAUAGCGGCGUGUUUGUUAAAAUGACCCCUGAUUCCUUAAAGAAACUGCGAAUUAUAGAGCCUUAUGUAGCUUGGGGAUAUCCUAACCUAAAAUCUGUCCGUGAGCUCAUUCUGAAACGAGGACAAGCCAGGAUAAAUAAUAAGAAAGUCUCUCUAACAGAUAAUACUCUGAUUGAGGAGCGUCUAGGGAAGUUCGGUAUCAUUUGCCUGGAAGAUGUCAUCCAUGAAAUCUGCUCAGUGGGGGAACAUUUUUCUCAGGUCUCGAGGUUCCUGUGUCCUUUCCCCCUGUCUGUGGCCCGCCAUGCUGCCAAGAAUAGAGUGGGCUUUCUUAAGGAAAUGGGCAAACCUGGCUACCGAGGUGAAAGCAUUAAUCAGAUCAUUCGGCAGCUGAACUAGGCCCAGGAUCUCAGAAGAUUUACAUCUUUUCUGAGUUGGUACCCAGUAUCUUCAAAGAAGAUUUCUUUUCUGCUGGAACUUUCUCUGGAAACUAAUGAGAUAGGAAGAAAAGAGGAUCACCUAUGUAGAAGGAACUUUUCUUCCUUACUUUUCUUCAAGGAAGAAACCAUAUUGGUUUAUCCAGCCAGCUUCAUCUUGGAUUAAAGUCUCAUGUCCAUCGAAGAGGAGUGGCUAUACUUCCUAUUUCGGGAUUGGAAGCUAGAUUCAACCCAUUCCAGUUUUUUCGUGGUGGCCUCCCAUCCAGAGAGCAAUCAGUUGUUAGCCAUAUGUGGUUCUCUACUCCGAGAGUUGAAUGUUGUAAAAUAUACUUUGUCACUCUGCUCUUCACUUGGAACAAGACAGUGGGACCUGAUCUGGGUUUUGAAGUGACAUUCAAAUAUGAUGGGCCAUCAUCUCUGGGACUGUGUUUUUAAUGAUACUUAUAUGACUCAGCCUAGCAACUAUGUUAGUGGGCUUCCCAUGCUUCGGCACCACUCUCAUGCCACCACUGUACACCAGGUCCCAUUCUUUCUUGCCAUUAAAGUAGAGAUAUUGACUGUAA
Molecule: messenger RNA, 1531 nt
Organism: Phascolarctos cinereus (koala)
Lineage: Eukaryota; Metazoa; Chordata; Mammalia; Diprotodontia; Phascolarctidae
Gene: RPL7L1
Product: ribosomal protein L7 like 1
Biological process (GO): maturation of LSU-rRNA from tricistronic rRNA transcript (SSU-rRNA, 5.8S rRNA, LSU-rRNA)
Cellular component (GO): cytosolic large ribosomal subunit
Molecular function (GO): structural constituent of ribosome; RNA binding
Source: RefSeq, a predicted model, not a curated record